This is a messenger RNA of Uloborus diversus, 822 nucleotides long. Its product is annotated as ribonuclease ZC3H12A-like. The record is from RefSeq and is a predicted model, not a curated record. The transcript is spliced from 5 exons. Gene Ontology annotation, cellular component: nucleus; cytoplasmic ribonucleoprotein granule. Bases 6 to 788 code for a protein of 260 amino acids. NCBI's taxonomy places the organism in Eukaryota, Metazoa, Arthropoda, Arachnida, Araneae, Uloboridae. Gene Ontology annotation, molecular function: RNA endonuclease activity; mRNA binding.
GGAACAUGGGUUUCCUCGGGACUGGAAGUUAUCCUUUGCAAUCAAAUAUGGCUCAGACUUUCUUUCAAAAAUCAAACCAAACAGUUGAAACUAUGCUCAAUUUACGACAAAAUCAUGAAGUGCCAAAAAUUUUUGCAACAAAACCAAAGAAAAAAUUGCAACGAAAAGUCUGCAAGCACAAAAGCAUUCCAGCUGAAGAGUUUAUUCCUAUCAAAGUUAAUUCUGAGAGUGUGAAAAGUAAUAAUUCCUCAUCAGUUGUAAAGCCAAUUCCUAAAGAUCCCAAAUUAUUAAGACCAAUUGUUAUUGAUGGAAGUAAUAUAGCCAGGGAGCAUGGGAAGAAAAAUAACACAUUCUCUUGCAAAGGUAUCAAAUUAAGUAUUGAAUAUUUUCUACAACGAGGUCACACACAAGUUACAGCUUUUGUACCAAAUUUUCGAAGGCAUUGUACAUUUGGACCCGUUGUCACAACAGAUCAACCAAUUUUAGAAGAUCUUGCCAGAUCAGGCCAUGUUGUCUUUACCCCCUCAAGGAAGGUGAAUGGAAAAAGAGUUACGUGCUAUGAUGAUAGAUUUAUUGUUGAGCUGGCAUCUAAAACGGGUGGAGUUAUACUUUCAAAUGAUAACUACAAAGACCUGAUUGGUGAAAAUGAAUCUUUCAAAAAAACUAUUGAAGAGAGAUUAUUAAUGUUUUGCUUUGUGGAUGACAUUUUAAUGAUACCUCAAGAUCCCUUAGGUCGAAAUGGACCAUGUUUGGAGGAGUAUUUGUCUUUCCCUGAAGACUAUAAAUAAUUUGUGCUCAUUUUAUAAAAUUUGUACAGAUUUA